Molecule: messenger RNA, 3461 nt
Organism: Esox lucius (northern pike)
Lineage: Eukaryota; Metazoa; Chordata; Actinopteri; Esociformes; Esocidae
Gene: gnb1a
Product: guanine nucleotide binding protein (G protein), beta polypeptide 1a
Exons: 11
Coding region: 533-1555 (340 amino acids)
Biological process (GO): G protein-coupled receptor signaling pathway
Cellular component (GO): heterotrimeric G-protein complex; cytoplasm
Molecular function (GO): signaling receptor complex adaptor activity; protein binding
Source: RefSeq, a predicted model, not a curated record
AUCAGACAGAUGGACAAGGAUUGAAGGAGCUGAAGUACAGUUAUACAAAUCUUGAACGACCCUUAGCCGUGCGUUGUGACGCAGCCGUAACGUGGGGUUUCCCAGAGCUGAGAGCAGGGCUACCGCGCCCAUCUCUGCUGUUUGAUGGCCGGAGGAAGAGUUUGAGAUACUGGUGUGGAGAAAUAGAUAAUAGGGGAACGACGGGGAAGACAAGAAGGAUAUAAAAUUGGAUAUAAGCUGUUGUAAAUUAGAAGACAGUGCCUAGACUCAAACGCAUUGUUGUUCCACAAAGCGUUUGGUAGGUUGAACAUUACUUGAUCUCUGUGCCGGUGUGUCUCCCCUUGGCGGAUCGAAAGCUGGGUUCGGGGAGUGCCGCUCCUCGAUAGCUUGCUAGCUCUAGUCUGUGCUAGGUGGAGAGGAGUCGAUCUUCGCUGUUUCCAGUCAAUGCGAUAUAAACAACGGAUACCCUCGAUUGAAAACGGAUCUGCACGAGUCCCGGCGGCGGAGCGAAGCACACCAUUAGCAGAGGAAAAUGAGCGAACUGGACCAGCUGCGCCAGGAGGCCGAGCAGCUUAAGAACCAGAUCAGAGAUGCCAGGAAAGCGUGUGCGGAUGCUACCCUAUCUCAAAUCACAGCAAACAUCGACCCUGUUGGCCGAAUUCAGAUGCGCACUAGACGGACCCUGCGGGGGCAUUUGGCUAAAAUCUAUGCCAUGCACUGGGGCACUGACUCAAGGCUUUUAGUCAGUGCGUCCCAGGAUGGUAAACUAAUCAUUUGGGACAGCUACACCACAAAUAAGGUCCACGCCAUCCCGCUACGCUCCUCCUGGGUAAUGACGUGCGCCUACGCCCCCUCUGGGAACUAUGUGGCCUGCGGAGGCCUAGAUAACAUCUGCUCCAUCUACAACCUCAAAACCCGUGAAGGAAACGUGCGCGUCAGCCGCGAGCUGGCUGGCCACACAGGUUACCUGUCCUGCUGUCGCUUUGUGGAUGAUAAUCAAAUCGUCACCAGCUCUGGAGACACCACCUGUGCUCUCUGGGACAUCGAGACAGGCCAGCAGACAACCACGUUCGCCGGCCACACUGGAGAUGUCAUGAGCUUGUCACUGGCGCCUGACACACGGCUGUUUGUUUCCGGGGCUUGUGACGCCUCCGCCAAGCUCUGGGACAUCAGAGAAGGAAUGUGCCGACAAACCUUCACUGGACACGAGUCAGACAUUAAUGCCAUUUGUUUCUUCCCCAACGGCAACGCCUUUGCCACUGGCUCGGACGAUGCUACUUGCCGGCUGUUUGACCUGCGUGCUGACCAGGAGCUGAUGGUCUAUUCCCACGACAACAUAAUCUGUGGCAUCACCUCAGUGGCGUUCUCCAAGAGUGGUCGCCUGCUGCUCGCCGGCUACGACGACUUCAACUGCAACGUGUGGGACAGCCUCAAGGCUGACCGUGCAGGUGUCCUGGCUGGUCAUGACAACCGUGUAAGCUGCUUGGGCGUUACCGACGAUGGCAUGGCAGUGGCAACAGGGUCCUGGGACAGUUUUCUCAAGAUCUGGAACUAGAGUCUGAAGAUGGCAUCCAGACUCCAAAGUUGAAUGGAAGACCAUUCCAACAUCAAAAUGUUCAAUUUAAUUGCAUAUCAAAUCUCGAAAAACCACGAUACUGACUCCAACUCCCCAAAAAACUACUAAGGGCAAAAAUUAUUUUUCCUUCUCAUUUUUAAAGAAGAGCACAAUUGUUUAGCACUCAGCUAUAAAGAUGAGGAAUUUCAUUGGUAUGAAGUGAAAUGGGGGAAAUAAUUGUGCAUUCCUACUGGGACCAUUUUCUGAUAGUGUCGAAGAAAAAUACCUUCACCUCCAUGCAAAUGUCAUCCAUUCUUCAGUGCAAAGGUUUGAGUGACGGAAUUUACAUAAUGAUUUUCCAACUAUUGCUCGAUUUUUGGCCAUGUUCUAUUUUUUCGCUAAUGUUAUUUUUUUCUUUAUUCCUUUAUUCCUUUAUUUUUGGUUGAGAGAUUUAGAUCUGUGACCUCCUGCUGGUAAAAUGAAGAUCAGAAGCUUUCUUUUAUCUCUUAGUCUUGAUAUAUUUUAGAAAAAUCAAGUUUUGUAGAUUGGAAAUACAAAUUACAAAUGAUCACAUUUUAAUUCAGCUUUAACGCACCUGAAACAAAGGUAAAAUAAUUGAAUUGUGAACAGAGUUCACGUACCACCAACAAGGCCGUUCUGUACAUUUUAGUCCCAAGAUACCUUUCUUUUUCUGUCUUGUCACAAAUCUUCGCAUAAUAGAAUGUUUAAAGAAAAGUUAACUAACCAAGCACCUGCUGUUUAUGAUAAUGAAUGCUCAUCUUUAAAACAAAAUCAAACAGAAUCAUACACAACAUUUUAACCAUUCUCAUCAGACUUUUAUUGGCCGGCAGCAUAGAAUAAUUAAAUGAACAUUAACCCAUCAUUUCCCUUUCUUUUUUGUUUCCCUUUUCUGUUGACCGUGGUUGGGACAGGUGAUCUUAUUUGGUGGGUUAGGGAAGCCUCCGCUUAUAUCCCGGUUUCAUUCCGGAGUUUGUGUUAUCAGAGGUGCCCGUUCCAUGCUUGGAAAUGCAGUUACUACUCUGUGAUGACAUGUUGUAAAAAUCUAUGUUUGAAAAUAAUGAUAUUGAAACUUUUUAAGUUAAAAAAAAAUAAAAAAAAGAUUUUGGUUGUCUGCCAUGGGUGGGUAAACUCUUAGAAUCGCAUGCUGUAGAAUUGCUUAAAAAGAGGUGCAUAUGGAACUAAGUCCUUUUGAUGUUUUUCUUUAAGAAAAUAACCUGUUCAAUAUAUAAUACUUAUAAUGGUAUUUAUAUUGUUUAUGGCUACUCUGUGCAUAAAUAAAUUUAAAGCUAUGCACUUGAGAGAAGCAAACACCACAACAUAAAAUAAACGGUUACCUGGUCUUAAGACAUCCAUGCUUGGGAAGGAUUCCUUGUCACGUUUAAAGCAUACACACAUGCACACAGACACAAAUAGAACAAACAGUUCUUCAUUCCUUCUGUAGCAAACAAAUUCCAAUGACAAAGAAAAUAAAUAUUUUGUAACAAACAGGUUUUUUUCUGUUCUUUAAUAAUAAUAUAAAGAACAUGCAGCAUCUGAAUGGCAGAUUUUUCUGUUGUUCCCCUCUCCUUGUAAACAGAGACGCUCUUUCUUUAGCAGUAGUGGCAUUUUUUUCCCCCCAUUCUGUUUUUUUUUCUCUGCGACAUUCUGUACAAAAAUGUGCUGUAAUCGUGCUUUAGGCCUGGAGUUGGCAAAAAAUAAAAUCAACUAAAUUCCAUUUCCUUUUCUCUCUUCAUAAAAUAACUGUUGAUCUCUGCACCCCUCUGUUCCCUUCUCACCUUUUGUAUUUAAUUUUAAAGUCUGUGUACAACCGAAAGCUGGAUGCAAGAUAGAAACUAUAUUAAAAUGUACUGUUAUUUAAGAUGUAAUAAAAAGCAGUUUGAGAUGA